AUGUUGGCACAUCUGCCAGAAUCAGUGGCAGGCAAUGUUCCCAUCGUUCGCACGGAUUCGGGACUCGUCGCGGGGGAUCGUAUCACAGUCGGCGACCGGCAUGUGGACACUUUUUGGGGAAUCCCGUACGCGGAACCACCCGUUGGAGACCUACGGUUCAGAAAGCCUCAUCCAAUCACAGCUUGGAAUGGAACGUACAACGCUACAAGAAAGCCCACACCGUGUUGGCAGCCGAACCUCCGAUUUCUGGGGAACGCAUUAACGGAUUAUUCUGGAGCCUCAGAGGAUUGCCUCUACCUCAACGUCUGGCGAAAUUCUCCCAACUGUUCACAAUCCGAUACGUGUGGCAAGAAACAGCCAGUCGUAAUUUUUAUUCACGGCGGUGCCUUCCAGUGGGGUGACUCAGCUUUGUUUUUUUACGAUCCUGCAAACUUCGUGUCUUUGACAGAUGUUGUCUACGUAACCUUCAACUACCGUCUCGGAUUUUUUGGAUUUUUGUCGCUGGAGACGCCUGAGCUGCCUGGAAAUAUGGGACUUUGGGAUCAACAUUUGGUGCUCAAAUGGGUUCAGAGAAACAUCAAGAACUUUGGAGGUGAUCCGAAUGAUGUCACCAUCUGGGGUCAGAGUUCGGGGGGAGUAUCAGCAGGAAUGCAGGCGAUGUCUCCUCACAGUAAGGGUCUCUUCAAACGAAUCAUCAUGGAAAGUGGCACACCGCUCUCCAUGAUCCUCGGAAUAUCUUACAAGGGUUCCGGCAAAUUUAUUGCUGUGACUAGCGCCCUUGGAUGUUACGACUCCAAAAGAAGCUUCGGGGAUCAACGUAGAGAUGUGAUUGAUUGCUUAAAAAAAUUGGACGCAGCGUUCGUCUACAAAACCUUGAAGUCAUUGGACCUUGUUCAGCAAAUAUUUGUUCCAGUACACGGAGAUGACUUUCUACCUCUUCACCCGCUUAUGGAAGAAACGUGGAAACACCUUGAUUUCAAAGAGCUUCUCCUUGGAACCAAUUUGAACGAAGGGACUUUAUUUUUUGAUAACCUACAGUACACGUUUCCGGCGCUAAAGCAACUCUUGGCAGGUGACUAUCGACUUGCGGUCACAGUUACCCUGGGACCUGCGUUUGAUAUCCCGAUUUCACAAGCACGACACAUCGUGCGUAAUUACUUUGGCGAUUAUGAUGUCCAGCACAACAGCCGAAGCGUCGGAGAUAUAUUCAGCCGAAUCUUCGGAGAUGUUGUUUUCAACUGUCCGACCCAGCUGUUCGCCGACCUCGCAGCACAACAAGGAAUAAGCACCUAUAGGUACAUAUUCGCGCACCGGCCCAGCUUCAGUGCGUGGCCAGAAUGGAUGGGCGUUGCUCAUGGGGUCGAGCUGGCGUUUACAUUUGGAUCCCUGCCAUUUGUUAAUGACGAAAGUAGAUACACCAAACCACUCGGAGAUUAUGCAAGAAAUUUUUUGAAGAAUGUAACUUACACGGCAGAAGAAGAAACAUUUAUGACGCAGCUCGUGGCUGCAUGGAACUCUUUCGUUCGAAAUAGAAAGCCAGUAAUUCCGCUUCCUGGAAUUGACUGGCCCUUAUACAAGCCGGAAAGUCCUAAGUUGUUGUACCUUCGUCCUGGAAACUACACGAUUGCACGGGACCCAUUGCGGGAUGCUUGUGAGCUUUGGCGGCCGUUUUUACUACAAAAGUAA
Ixodes scapularis (black-legged tick) is the source of this 1686-nucleotide messenger RNA. RefSeq names its product acetylcholinesterase-like. Gene Ontology annotation, cellular component: plasma membrane. The transcript is spliced from 3 exons. The coding region runs from base 1 to 1686 and encodes 561 amino acids. Gene Ontology annotation, biological process: choline metabolic process; acetylcholine catabolic process. The record is from RefSeq and is a predicted model, not a curated record. Lineage: Eukaryota; Metazoa; Arthropoda; Arachnida; Ixodida; Ixodidae. Gene Ontology annotation, molecular function: acetylcholinesterase activity.